GCAGCGAUCGUUUGCUACAAUUUCUUAUGACCGCCAUUUUACAUUACCGAGGUGGGGAUACGGUAACUGGCGUUCUUAUUGUAAGUUUACGAAAGUGGAGUUUUAUUUCAAUACAUUUUUAAUAAAUCAGUGUAAAAUAUAGACAUAAACGUAAAUUGAAGUUACAAAAGCGGUCCUUAAAAAGUGAUAGUGUUUUGUGAUUUUGGAGUGAAGAAAGCUCGCUGUACUGGGAAUCUAACAGCGUGGCUCCAUUGGCUUCUCUUUGUUUCUGUACUCUCUGUCAAGGAAAGUGUAAGACUCUUCGCGUGCGACAAUGAAGCGCACCUUGAACCGCGAAAGGUAACCUGAGGGUCGUCGUCGCGGAAGAAGUGGUCGAAAAAGAAUAAGAACCGAAUCGAAAUAAUAAGGGGACCGUCGAUCGGUAAAGAGCGAUUGCGCGCGCUUUUUUUUUUGUGCGUGCGUGCGUGCGUGUUUGUGUGUGCGAGUUGGUGAUAGUGCGCGCGCGAUAGUGCCUAUUUUAAUUGUAUGUGUGGCUAGUUGCAUCCAAUGGACAAAAGAAAAAUGAUGCCCAAAAGGCCUAGGUUUGAGCCACGCGGUCCCAUCUCCAACGGACCCAUGCAGACCCGACCUCUUGUAGCCUUAUUGGACGGUCGCGAUUGUUCUAUAGAAAUGCCAAUAUUGAAAGACGUCGCCACGGUGGCGUUUUGCGAUGCGCAGAGCACCAGCGAAAUACACGAAAAAGUGCUUAACGAAGCGGUGGGCGCCCUCAUGUGGCAUACCAUCAUUUUGACUAAGGAGGACUUGGAAAAAUUCAAAACUUUACGUAUUAUAGUGCGCAUAGGUAGCGGUGUAGAUAAUAUUGACGUAAAGGCCGCAGGUGAACUUGGUAUAGCUGUGUGCAAUGUGCCCGGAUAUGGUGUAGAGGAAGUCGCCGAUACUACCAUGUGUCUCAUAUUGAACCUGUACAGGCGAACUUAUUGGUUGGCGAACAUGGUUAGAGAAGGAAAAAAAUUCACAGGACCCGAACAGGUUCGAGAAGCUGCCACCGGAUGUGCUCGGAUACGAGGCGAUACGCUCGGUAUCGUAGGAUUAGGAAGAAUCGGAUCGGCAGUGGCAUUAAGGGCGAAAGUAUUCGGUUUCAACGUUAUAUUUUACGAUCCCUAUUUGCCGGACGGUAUCGAGAAAAGUCUCGGUUUGACGCGAGUUUAUACUCUACAAGAUCUUCUUUUCCAAUCCGAUUGUGUGUCGCUCCAUUGUACGCUCAACGAACACAACCAUCACCUCAUCAAUGAAUUCACCAUCAAACAGAUGAGGCCAGGGGCGUUUUUAGUAAACACGGCUCGAGGCGGUCUAGUCGACGACGACGCCCUGGCGCAAGCCCUUAAACAAGGUAGAAUCAGAGCCGCCGCUCUGGACGUACACGAAAACGAACCGUACAACGUAUAUACGGGGCCUUUGAAAGAAUGUCCGAAUUUAUUAUGUACCCCGCACGCGGCGUUCUACAGCGACGCAUCGGCUACCGAAUUGAGAGAAAUGGCAGCAUCCGAAAUACGAAGGGCGAUCAUGGGUAGGAUACCCGAAUGCCUCAGGAAUUGCGUUAACAAGGAAUAUUUCAUGGGACCCGGAGCAUAUCCUGAAGUUUCUCCGGCUGGUGUCAACGGUGGUUACUACCAAGGCGCGACUCUACCAGUUCAACAAGCGCAUUCGACAACGCCCCACGAAGCACCUCAUACCGUAGCACCGAGUGCAGCAGCGCCGCCCGCGCCGCAACAACCGGCGCCGCCAGUGGGACCAGUUCCUGUACCGCCCCAUGCGAUUCCGAUGAGUACACCUGAUCCAGCAAAUCACCACGCACCCAAACCCGAACCUUCGGAAGUCCACUAACGUUUAUAUCAAUGACCCAGAUAAGAGUUUCUCGAAGGGCAAAGUACCGCUAAGGAAUGUGUGGAGUGCAUGUUGAAAAAUAAUCACAAUAUUAUUUUAUUUUAUUAUUUUUUGAAAAUAUCUACGUUUCCUGUUUGUGUUUUUUUUUUGUUCGACUCUGUAAAGUAUAUAUAAUAUAUACAUAUCGCAAACACACGUACACACACACACACAUACACUGAGAAAAAAAAACAUCACAUGCCUUAUAAAUAUAAAUAAACAAUAAUAUGUACCGUUCGUGCUCUAGACUCAUUCUGAAAUACCACCCCCACCCCUAACGUUGGUUCUUUUUCUUGUUUUAAUUUUAGUUGAUGUGAUUUUUUUUUUUUAAUUGUAAUUCGAUAAUUUUUUAACGAUAAAAAAAAUUGGUUUUUAUGUACAUAAAACGUGAUUUUAUUAGUGGAAAUUGUGAUUUGAAUGGAAAGGUUUUCAGAUGAGUCUGCCACAUACAGGGUGAGUCGACUUUGGAAAAUAUCUUCUGGCAUUUUUUUUUUCAUUCGUUUAUCUACUAUAAACGCGCGUUAGCAAAAAUUGCGCAGCUACGAAAAUAUUGAAUUCGAUGCAGAUAAAAUAUUUUGCGCAAAUAUCAAAAAAAUUAUCGCUGUUAUGAUAAAUUUUAAACGUAAUCAAAAUCGCGGCUGCCCUUUUGCGCUAAAAAUAUCGCGCGCGCAUCAAAAAACGACAAAAUAUUUGGAUUGUUGGAAUCAUUUUUGAAUUUGCGAAAUAUUAAUAAGCGCUAUAAUAAAAUGAUGCGCAAAUUUGAAUUUGAACAAUUAUGCGCUGGGAAGUAUUGCAGCAAAAGAAAUGAACGGGAAAAUGUGGAAAUCAAAAAAAGUUUAAAUUAUAGUACCCGCGAUGAAACUGCGCUAAAUAUCGGGAGCGCAACGAAAUAUCAGAAGUGUAAAUUAUCGCCAAUAGUGCGUUAAAGAAAAAUAUUGCGCAAAAUAAAUUCAUAUAUAUAUAUAUAUAUAUUGUAAUAGCAAAAAAGGUCGUAAAAACUAUAAACUUCCUAAUUAUGCGCAAUAUUGAAAAUUUUACCCUCAGGAAAAAAUGAUGCGCAAUAUAAAAAAUUUGAUCGUUCAACAAAAAUUGCGCAAAAAACUAUGCGCAAUAUUAAAAAAUUGACUUGUCUACAGAAAAAUGAUGCGCAAUAUUAAUAAAUUUGAUUGUUAAACGAAGAAUUGAUGCGCAAUAUAAAAAAUUUGAUCCUUUAACAGAAAAAUGAUGCGCAAUAUUAAUGAAUUUGAUGGUUCAACAAAAAUUGAUGCGCAAUGUUGAAAUUUGCCCGUUUACAAAAAACUAUGCGCAAUAUUAAAAAAUUGACUUGUCUUUAGAAAAAUGAUGCGCAAUAUUAAUAAAUUUGAUUGUUCAACAAAGAAUUGAUGCGCAAUAUAAAAAAUUUGAUCCUUUAAUAGAAAAAUGAUGCGCAAUAUUAAUAAAUUUGAUUGUUAAACGAAGAAUUGAUGCGCAAUAUAAAAAAUUUGAUCCUUUAACAGAAAAAUGAUGCGCAAUAUUAAUGAAUUUGAUGGUUCAACAAAAAUUGAUGCGCAAUGUUGAAAUUUGCCCGUUUACAAAAAACUAUGCGCAAUAUUAAAAAAUUGACUUGUCUUUAGAAAAAUGAUGCGCAAUAUUAAUAAAUUUGAUUGUUCAACAAAGAAUUGAUGCGCAAUAUAAAAAAUUUGAUCCUUUAAUAGAAAAAUGAUGCGCAAUAUUAAUAAAUUUAAUGGUUCAACAAAAAUUGAUGCGCAAGAUUGAAAUUUUCCCGUUUACAAAAAAACUAUGCGCAAUAUUAAAAAAUUGACUUAUCUUUAGAAAAAUGAUGCGCAAUAUUAAUAAAUUUGAUUGUUCAACAAAGAAUUGAUGCGCAAUAUAAAAAAUUUUAUCCUUUAACAGAAAAAUGAUGCGUAAUAUUAAUAAAUGUGUCCAUUUAACAGAAAAUUGAUGCGCAAGAUUGAAAAUGUGACGCGAUUAAAUAGAAAAAAUGAAGCGCAAAAUCUGUCCUAAAUAAAUAAACUUGGCGCGCAAUAAAAACUAUUUUUAAUGGUUAUUUGAACAAAUGCGCAAUUUAACCAGUCGAAAAUGAAAAAUUUCCGUUCCUGUGCACUAUUAGCCGUCAAGUUACUAAUUUUUCAAAAAAAAAAUAUCUAAUUUCCAUUAAAUUUAAUUAUUAUUACGCAAAAAAAUUUUCAUAGUUGCGCGGAAUUGCGCAUAAUACAAAAUAAAUAUCGAUGUUUGUAUUUUGCGCUAAAUUAUAACGUAGCGAUUAUUCCAUUGCGCAAUAAUAACAAAUUUGUUUUUUUUUAUAAAUUGCUUUUGAAGAAGACGUUUUCCAAACAAUCCUAUCGACUGCGCCAAUUAUAAUAAUAAAUUUUCUAAUCUGUUGAUGUUCAUUUAAACAUUGUAUAUUUCUAGACGUUUUUUAAUGCAAAGAAAACUGUUUUCUGUGUUUAUCAAUUUUUCGCUUCACAUAGUAGGAAAACUUUUUUUUUUCUAUUUAAAUAACAGAAUGGGUCGACGUUCUUUUAUAAAAAAAAUGUUUUUAAUCUAAUCAAACAUUUAAAUAGAUUUUCGUUACGUUAUUUUAGACCGAUUCGUUUCAAUAUUUACAGGGUGUGUCCUAAAACGCAUCAGCAUUAAUUUUCCUUUUAAUUUUUUUUUUUUUUAUUUUCUUCCGUUCUUUCUUAUUACUAAGUGCAUUAUUAUGUUCAGAGGAAAGCUAAACUGCGGUAUUUUUUACAAGAAUAGUUAUAUAUUUUUAAGUUUUAGUUGUCGUCUGAAGAAAAAAAUAAAUUAGGGCAUCGGCCAUUGGCGGAAAACAAAAAUCGCAAAAAACAAAUAUUUCCAAUGGAAUUUUCAUUCUUUAAUUUUAGUUAAUAGAAGAUCGUCAAUUCGAACUUAUCAAUUUUUCCAAUAUAUCCGGUUUGGAAUCGUUAAUUUGGCGUUUUCGUGAUCGAAAAAUCCGUUUAUCGAAUCGAAAAUUAGUAUUUCCAGUUCGAUAAUUCGAACCUUAAUCAUUGUUACUAAUUUCCGAUAUCCUGAAUAUCGAUAAAUGGAUUCUGAAUGAUCGAAAACGCUAAAUUAAUAACACCGGCAAAUACAAAAAUAGAGUUUUUUCUUUCUCACUUUGUAUCUUCAUUCAUUGAAUUAUUUUGUGAAUUUAUGGAGACCUAACCCCUUAUUCAUUCAAAAUUUUCCAACCCCUUGAUUUAAAAUACCAUUAGGAACGCAUUUAGAUCAAUGAUUAAUUUAAAUUGCAAUCCUGUCUUAAAAAUAAAACGCUAAGCAUAAGAUUUGAUAACUCAAUUUUUUUCUAUCACAUUAAAAUGGAAUUUUUCCAACGUAGAAGGUUUUAACCUAUAAAUAACCCAAUGAAAGGGAAUCAAAAGGUGUUAUAUUUUCAUUCAACUCAUAUUUUCGAUAUUGGAACAUUAAUAUUGCACCAUCUUCAUCAAUUUCUUGUUUUAAUGAUAUUUUGUAGACCUUCCUAUAUAUAUCUAGAGAGUCAUUUUUGAUAUUUAUUACACAGGUAUCGAUAGUGUCUUCUAAUUCCAAAAUUGAUAUCGAAUCGUUUUGUGAGGUUCGUUAUGGUCUUCGAAUGACCCCACAAAAAGUGACCCAGUGUUGUUGAAACGGUAAAUAUUGAAUUAGUGCCUCUUCGUUCGAUACAUUUACUUGAGACAGUGUCUCACAGCUCUUCCAGGAGCCAUUAUUUUGGAAAAGUGACCAUCUGUCAAAACUGUAUUACUGAUACUGAUUAUAGGGAUAGUAAUUUUUGAUAUCUAUUAUACAGGUAUCGAUAGUGUCUUCUAAUUCAUUCGGAAAAUUAAUAUUAAAUCAUUUCGUAAGGAAAAAAAUCCAGAAUUGUCUUAGUUCCUUUAGAAAAUAGGUUUUGGUCUUUAAACAACCCAAAUGGUGUUAUUAAUUUUUUAUAGUGUGUGAUUGAAAAAAAAUUGACAUACAAGCAUUUUAUUUUUAAGAUUUAAAAAAAAAACAAAUGUAAAUAUGGUAUUUUUGAAUAUUUCAUCUAAAUACCUUCCUUAUUGUUGUACGCCAUACCAAUUAUUUCAAAUUAAGGGUUUUGAUACUGACAAAUAACACGAAAUAGAAUAGAGCCUUGAUGAUCUGAUCAACCAUUUUCCAGAUAUAUAUUCAAAUCGCAAAAUACUUGCUCAUAAAUUCAUAUAUUUCCGUUUGGCGGGUUAUAUUUAUUGAUCAAGAAAAGGCUUCUUGUCGCAAGUUUAGUACUGAUAUAAUUUGUUAAGAAAAUAGUUUCUUCUGUAUAUCAAUGGUAGAGUAGAAGAUUAAGCGGAAGAUCGUUUACCACGUCGAAACCAUCAAUUUUUUUAUGUUGCCUUGUUUAAGCCAUAGAGAUAUCCAAGAUUAUGAUGAGACGUGAUCCCAACAUCGCUUUUGCAACUGUGACUCAUUUUGUUAAACUUUCAUCAUUUUCUUGUUAUCCAAAAACUUAUCUUGACAUUUUCAAUUACAUCUUGAUCCAAUUUGGUACAGGGAAAUUGUCUUCUUCUGUAACCAAAUUUUCAACAACCGGGUGAAAUAUCUAAGGUCACAAUAUUUUUUGUGGUAGACCUAAUUUUACUUCUGGAACGAAAUGUCCUUCGAAUUACUUUCGGAAAAUAUCUCUAGGUACCCUUUACAUAGAAAGAUUUUGGCUUUUUGGCCUUUACCACAUCUAAUAACUGUAAUCUAUGUGCCGUAUGUAAUUCAUUUAUCUUUAUCUUUGAAACUGUCCACUGUUCGGUUAUUGUUAGACGUAGGAACAAUUUUUAUAGUAACUUCAAAAGUCGCAUAUUCGGUUAGAGACAGAAGGGGGAGUAGUCGACGGAUUAACGGAUUAUCGAGGCUCUAUUGUAUCUAGUUCACACUGUAUAUAAAGAAGACUGAUACACGUUGAUGAUCUUUUAGUAAAAUUUGGAUUUGCGGUUCCGUCAAGCCGACCCUGUAUAUUUGUACAAUAUCUUUUUAUCUGCAAUGUUGUAUGAAUGAGUAAUAGCCCAAGAUUUUGCGUUUUUUUUUAGAAAAAGAAGAAGAUGAAAAAUUAUAUAGUAUAAAUUAUAUGAGAAUUAAAAGUAUGUAUAAGUUGAUAUCGAGGACAUUGUUGACGAUGUUAAUAAAAUUAAAAACACCAGUGAAAGGAUCGAAAAGUGAAUUUGAAGAAACGUUUUUUUUUUGUUUUUUGGAGGUUAAAUGUGCGGGUUCGAAUAAAUUUCAUAUUUGUAGGAUAUUUAGUGAUAUUUGUGACUAAUUUGAGUAAAAUGAAUACAUACGAUACAAAAAAAAACCGCUUUUAUUUAUUGCGUAUUUUUGUUAUUAUUUUCAAAUGUUCAUAUUUUACAUUCCGCUUGUUGGUUUCAAUUAAAAAGGCAGCUCGUGUAAGUAGCUCAAGAGUAAGAUCCAUCCUGUAUAUUAGACGCAAUGGAAAUUUCGCGGUGGAACCGUUUGCUCAGCAUAUAUAUUUUUAUAUAAAAAACAAAACAAAAGGAAAAUUUAAUUAAAAGCCAAAAACGUUUUCGCGAAGUAGUUAAACGGUUCGCCGGUUGCUGAAUUUGGAUUUUUGGUAACGAAAGUACGCAAUGACGUUUUUAUGAUAUGAACACAAUAGUUACAGCAUGUGAAAUGGAAUAAAAAAAAUUGUAGGGCUAUUGGACUUCCACAAAAUUUUCAAAUAAAUAUCUUAAAAUUUA
Molecule: messenger RNA, 7625 nt
Organism: Diorhabda sublineata
Lineage: Eukaryota; Metazoa; Arthropoda; Insecta; Coleoptera; Chrysomelidae
Gene: CtBP
Product: C-terminal-binding protein
Exons: 6
Coding region: 547-1884 (445 amino acids)
Molecular function (GO): oxidoreductase activity, acting on the CH-OH group of donors, NAD or NADP as acceptor; NAD binding; transcription corepressor activity
Source: RefSeq, a predicted model, not a curated record